AUGCAUAAGAAUGUCAUUGCUCGAAACGGAGAAGACAGGCUACCAUGUACCUUUUACAACAAGAUAGGUGCUUGUAGACACGGAGAAAAGUGUUCCAGAAAACAUAUACGGCCUUUGACUUCAUUUACGAUACUCUUGCCCAAUCUUUACCAGAAUCCCAAGUUGAACAAGAACGAAGGAGAAGAGUUGAAUCCCAAACAGCUUCAGCAGAACUUUGAUCAAUUUUUCAAAGAUAUCUUUGUCAAGUUUGCGACUUUGGGCGAGAUAAAAGAGCUCGUGGUUUGUGAAAAUGAGAAUAACCAUCUUAAUGGAAACGUAUAUGUUCGAUUCAAGACUAAACAAGAAGCUGCUGAGGCUACAUUAUUGCUUAACCAGGAAUGGUUUAAUGCCAGACCAGUACAUUGUGAAUUGUCACCCGUAUCUAGCUUUCCGGAAGCUAACUGUAGAGCUUAUGAAACGUCACUGUGCACAAGGGGAGACCAUUGUAACUUUAUGCAUGUGCGACAUCCUACCCAGCUGUUGGUAGAGAGUCUUUUUCAAUCGCAAACCAAA
This is a messenger RNA of Scheffersomyces stipitis CBS 6054, 552 nucleotides long. It is a transcript of the gene UTAF1, whose product is annotated as splicing factor SR family protein. Gene Ontology annotation, biological process: mRNA splicing, via spliceosome. The annotation marks the transcript as partial. Gene Ontology annotation, cellular component: spliceosomal complex; U2AF complex. The record is from RefSeq and is a predicted model, not a curated record. The transcript has a single exon. Gene Ontology annotation, molecular function: metal ion binding; pre-mRNA 3'-splice site binding. Lineage: Eukaryota; Fungi; Ascomycota; Pichiomycetes; Serinales; Debaryomycetaceae.